Messenger RNA from Octopus bimaculoides (California two-spot octopus), 4478 nucleotides. RefSeq names its product T-cell immunomodulatory protein. NCBI's taxonomy places the organism in Eukaryota, Metazoa, Mollusca, Cephalopoda, Octopoda, Octopodidae. Gene Ontology annotation, cellular component: plasma membrane. The record is from RefSeq and is a predicted model, not a curated record.
UGUGUUUACGGCAGUCACUUCUUGUUUGGUCGGGACAUGUGUAACAAGUUAAGGCUGUUGCUAUAAUAUUUAGAAUCGAAUAUUGAUAUAUAUAGGUAGUGAUAUAGAGAAAUAUUUCCUUGUGUUGUAGAUUGUUAGGAAAUGAAUAUGUAUUCAGAAGCCAGAAUGAAAAGACGGCGGCCGUGCGUGGAGUUAAAAACGACGACCAGACACAACAAUGUCAGGAAACAGCUGUACGUCUUCCUCUUGGCCGUUCUUGUCUUCUUCUUUCAUAUCAACUUGGUUUCUUGUGAAUUGACAGAGUUUUCAGAUAUUAGCAGUGCCAUUCUAGUGAACAGCAACGACAGGGGUGUUGUGUCUGCCUUCGGUGACUUUAAUGCUGAUAAACAUACAGACAUAUUUCUUUUGACGGACGGAGGGAAAGAAGUUAAAUUACUUUUGGCCGAUAAAUCUGAAGAACCUUACACAUCCCAAAUUCUGAUUGAAGCCAACGCUAGUAAUCUGACGGACACUAUCAUAACUAGUAUUGUACCAGCAGACUUUGAUGGUGAUGUCCACAUGGAUGUGCUGCUGUGCCGCCAAAAGGAGAACGAUCGUUCAGGAAACAUUUUCAUUGAGAUUUACUGGGGUAAUGGCUACACUGUGAACCAAGUUUCAGGUCGACCCAUUACGUUCAGAGGAAACUGGGAAGAAGCCCAUCUAAUUGGAUUGUACCUUGCCAAUGCUGACAUGGUUUCAGAUUUAUUUGGUGAAAAUUCUGAUGGGAAAAGGAAAUUUUGGUUUGGAAGCUCUCAAAGAAUCAUGAAGAUGGUAGAUUUCCCCAAGAACAACACCCAGACCACUUUUGAUCCAUUGAAAAAACCACAGUCCAGUGCUUUUGUGGACCUCAAUUAUGAUUUCUGUGCUGAUCUUUGUGUUGUGUCUGUGAAGAAUGGUAAAACCCAGUUAGAAUACUGGUACUACUUGAAUGAUGGCUUUCAGUUGAACAAAACAUUAGAUGUUCCUGAUGCUGUGAAAGUGUCUGGCCAGGCAACAUUUGUCAACGUUGAUGGUGAUGACGAGAUGGACUUGUUGCUGCCAUUUUGCGAAGACACCGAGUGUCAUAACAGUGGUAUUUACGUCUAUUCUGAGGAACAGUGGCACAAUCUGUCUGUUGACUUUGCUCAGGCACAAUGGAGGUUUGUUCUUCCUGAAAAUGCUGACAAACUUGUCAAACCUCCAAUUACUCUGCGUGCUGGUGAUUACAACCUUGAUGGAUAUCCAGAUUUAUUAACUGUCCUCAUAAACCAGAAUCACACCCAGAAGGUGUUUUUACUGAAGAACGUAGCUUUUACGCAGGACAAUUUCACCCGAACCUUCAGUAUCGAUUACAAAGCUUCGUUCACCCAACCAACAGGAUCUGCCUUUUUGGCCGCCUUUUUUGACAUCGAUGAAGAUGGUGUAUUGGAUGUCUUCAUCACUUCAAGACAGACAGACAGCAAAACCAAACUUCAGACCUUCAAGAACAAAUUUCUUGAAGAUGCUUAUUUUUUGAAAGUGAUGGUGGUCAGUGGUCUGUGUGGAGAAGACUGUAACGUGGCGCCCUAUGGCACCAACCAUGUCGCUAAUAAAGAAAAUUAUCUAUCUCUACCUCUUUAUCUAUCUAUCUAUCUGUCUAUCUCUGUCUAUGUCUGUCUAUGUCUGUCUGUCUACCUACCAACCUACCUACCUACUUACCUAUCUAUCUAUCUAUCCAUCCAUCCAUCUCUUUCUCUUUUGUGUUUUUCAGCAACCCAACUGAGUCAGUCAGCUCACUAUUCACUGCAACUGCCUUACACUGUAUUUGGACUCGGUCAAUCACCAAACUACAUUGACAAUCUCAAAGUUGGUAUUGCCUGCUACCCCAAGGACAAAUGUGAAACCCGUGAAUGGACGUCUGUCAUUCCAAACUCUCGUCUCAUCAUCAUCCCUCACCCAAUGGAUGACCCACAACAAUGGAGCAACAGACUGUUUGUGACUCCCAGUCGACUGGUCCUACUUACUGGCGCAGCAUUACUCGGAACCUGUGCUUUUAUCACAGCAGUGGUGGCCAUCUUACACUGGAGGGAAAGGGCGGAGGACAAACGUGAGAAGUUGCAAGAGGCCCAUAAAUUCCACUUUGAUGCCAUGUGAGCAACGGCAACGAAGAUCAGCUGCUGAUGGUGGGACAAACCCUGUGUAGUUUCUUAUUGCAGAGAAUUGGUGAUCAAAUAUUUAACCUAGCAACAUGCUUAAUAAUACAUCAGGCAACAUAUAUAUAUAUUUGUUUAUAUAUAUAUAAACACUCACACACACAUAUGUACACACACAUAUGUACACACACAUAUGUACACACAUGCAUUCAGUGACUAGAUGCACUAUUUCUCAUAGGCACUAUAUAAACACCACAAUAGACAGUUGAUUUAGUAUACAAACACGUACAUGUGUGCUUGUAAAUGUGAACGUGUGCAGUUGUUCAUAAAUGGGAACUUUUAUGUAAAUCACAGUAUUUUAGCAGGCUAAUGUCAACACACCAACACUAUACACCACAUCAAAAACACCCUCUCUAACUCAGUGCAACAACACAAACAAUACUAACAGUACAAUAACAGAGACAAUAUUCAUUGUGUGUAUGUGUGUGUGUGUAUAUAUGUAUGUAUGUAUGUAUAUAUAUGAUAAUAAUAUUAGGGAUGAAAAUCCAAAUUUACAGGUAAAAACUCAAUUUAAUUUAAUUUAUCAAAAAUUAAAAUUAAAGUUUCACAGAAUAUAAUAUAUAAAUAUAUAAUAUAGAGAAAAGAACCACAAUUCCUGAACUCAUCCAUGAAAAUCCAGUCACAUAUAGAAAAAUUAAUAAGUAAAUGCACUAAAAAGAACAAUAAUAAAAUAUAAAGUAAUGAUUAUUAAAAUAAUAAAACGACUACACGUGUUUCUUAACCAAAUUUUCAGGAACUGUGGUUCUUUUCUCUAAAUUAUAUAUAUAUAUAUAUACAUAUAUACACACGCGCACACAUAUGCAAUCUAAUAUUUAACACUGAGUUGAUAAGUACAUACCACACUGGUGGAUAAAUAUUGUUUACUUGUGGGUUUACAAGGCAACCAAUGGUUUCAUGUGCAGAGAUCUUCACAAUUGUUCAAGCAUGCCACAUGGAAGAGUCGGUACUCGUCUCCAUUACACAUGUGCAGACACAAUAACACAUCAUUACACACAACAUUUACAUGCACAUUGUCUCUCACACAUAUGCACGCACUCUCUCUAAAGUAAUAUUUCUUUACACUGCUUCAUCUCUUUGGGAAGGACAUGAUCCACACAACUGUUCAUCCUUUUUAUACACAAUGUUUACCUAAUUAUACGCAUGCACACACAUACACACACAUGCACACACUUCUGUGCGCACAUGUGUGUGUAUAAUUUGGCAUUUCAGAUAGGUUUCUUGUUACAAAGUUUAUGUUUUAAAACUUUCAGAUCGUGCCCGUCUCCCACUGGUGGACCAUAUUAAUUCAUUUCGGGAGUUCAGUCAUUUUAAGCAGUUCUAUUCAUUUCUGUGGAGAUGCAGAGAAACCGUUUCAACUUAGAGGGAACAAAAAUGUACACAGCGCAAAAAAGCAUGUACUCACACAAUGUAUGCACACACAAUGUAUGCACACACAAUGUAUGCACACACACACACACAUAAUUUAUGCAUAUAUAUAUAUAUACAUACAUACAGAGUAGACCAAAAAUCAUGAAGUCUGACUGCAUAUUGUUGUCUGUGGACAUGAUCUGGUGGCUUCUGUUUGCACCGACUGCAUUUUUAUAUUUUGUGACUUUUGGGCCCACCCUGUGUGUAUAUAUAAAAAUACUUUUAUCGUGACUUUUAAUUUUGUUUUUGAUAAAGAUAAACAAGUAUUGUACGUGUUUCCUUUUUUUUUUUCCAUAACUGUAUACCUACUUUUGCCCACACACCCUGUAUGUGUGUAUGUGUGUGUACAUGUGUGUGUAUGUAUAUAUAUAUAUAAGCAGAGAAAAUGCUGUAUGAAUAAAAAUACAGUUAACUCUCAUUCAUUGUUCUCUCUGUGUCUCUCAGAUGUAUGUAUGCAUAUAUGUGUAUAUAUGCAUAUAUAUAGGCCCAACUAUGCUUAUUAAACCUCACACUUACAAACACCCCCCCACAUAUGUAAGCUUCUCUCUCUAUAUAUACACACACAUACACAUAGCAACCAACAUAUAACUGCAGUUGUGCCCCAAAGGUUUCAAACAACAGUGAAUUAAGGGUGGAAAAUCAGGGUAUUUUAACGGCGAAAGGGAUGGGUGGGUGGUAUUUGUUAUUUUGUUAUGUUUUAUUCCAAAAACAACUAUUGUUGUUGUUUUCUUUGUUUUACAAUUUUUUAUUGUUUAAUUAAAACAUUUGUCAAAGAUUUGCUAAUAUUUUCCUCUUAUUUCUGACUAAUUAUCUCCACAAUAUAAAUAUAUUUAUUUUGUAAAUAAAAUCAUAUUUAUUCUA